Molecule: messenger RNA, 1364 nt
Organism: Nomascus leucogenys (northern white-cheeked gibbon)
Lineage: Eukaryota; Metazoa; Chordata; Mammalia; Primates; Hylobatidae
Gene: C1AH9orf57
Product: chromosome 1 C9orf57 homolog
Source: RefSeq, a predicted model, not a curated record
UCACUUUCAGUUGUAACAGACUUCAUCACAUCAGAAAUUGUACUCGUUUUCAUCCUUUUAAGGAAGUUCAGACCCAGGAAAAUUUCCAUAGUACCUUAAUGAAAAAGAUAGACCUGGGAACCUGCCAGACAAAACCUGGUCAGUACUGUAAAGAAGAGGUCCACAUUCAAGAUGUUGGAGGUUUGAUUUGCAGAGCAUGCAAUCUUUCAAUCCCCUUCCAUGGAUGUCUUUUAGACCUGGGAACCUGCCAGGCAAAACCUGGUCAGUACUGUAUAGAAGAGGUCCACAUUCAAGGUGGCAUUGAAUGGUAUUCAACCAAAGGCUGCACAAAGAACACAUCAGAGUGCUUCAAGAGAACUCUCUUCAAGAGAACUCUCUUCAAGGGAAUUCUGAAACUGCAUGAACUUGUAACUACUCGCUGCUGCAAUCAUUCUUUGUGCAAUUUCUGAGUCAGUGGCCCAUAUCUAAAAUGCUUGGCAGAUCAAUCAGUCUCAAAGCCUGACCUGACUAUCACAAAAUGAUGGCUAUUGUCAAUUAGCCCACUUCAGAAACCUCAGACCCUUGUAGGUGGAAGGAAUUUUGAUCUGAAAUUGACUUUGGUUUUCAAUAUUCCCAAUGUCUCCCCCACCACCUCCAACUCAUCUGAGAAAUAUCCCUUUCAACACCAUUUCUCUCCUCUCCUCCUUCUGCUUAAUUUACCUUCCUACCACAAGGCUACAAAGAAGGAAAAAUGUUAGUGAUUCUCCAAGUCAAACUAGCCAUGUCACCUCUAACUACUUUCAUUUCCCUAAAUGUUUCCAUAUUCCAAAAUAUGGUUACAAAUGUUUCACAAGACGGCAAGUAACCUGAGAAUAUUCAUUUGGUUUCCAAAGCAAACUGCCUUGCUCCUUUGGGGUGACUUAUGGUAUAGAAGAAACUGACUUAACAUAUACUAUAGGGAAAAAAUAAGCCAUGAAUCAGCAAGCCAGGCCUGCGGGAAAAGUAUGACCCCAAACAAUAAAGGGUUGAGGCAGGUGGUAGGGCUGGCACUUAUUUCUUCCAUCUGCCUCAGAGUUUAUCCAAAUUUUGAAUUUUCCGUACUUUAACCAUGCCUAAAUGCUUUGGCUUGUUCAAUUUUGGCAGAUUAAGCAGUUCAAGGUAAGCAGAGAAGUAAGUUCCCAACCAUAGGGAAUUUAAAAGGAGUAGGGACGUACUUUGAACUACAUUUCACAUUUUGCGAUCAUUACAUCUUUUAUUACAUGCCCUACUUUGGCAGCAUGAAGAGUACUGCAUUAAUUUGAUUUAAUUUAAAAUUUAAUUUAAAACUGUCUUUCUCUGUAUUUUCAGGAGUUUGAAAAUUCAAAAAAUAAUAAAUGUCAAUAAAA